AUGAAGCAAGCUCUUGAAUCAUGCCAGGGCCCAAGUUCAAUUCACUUGACCUAUUCUUUCUCUCCUUCUGGAGACGAGGCUAGAACACGCCUAGGCUUAUUCGAGUCCCUUCUACGUCAAUUGGUCCCUCAGGCACCAGAGGCCUUCAAAGGCAUCAAGGACAGGUUCGACAAGACCCAGUCUUGCUUACCCCCUAAACAACAAGUAGCCUGGAACGCGCAAGAACUUUUUGACGAACUGAUCAAAAUUCUUCCAAAGAUCCUCAGAACUCACUCGGUCUUUAUCUAUGUCGAUGGUAUCAAUUACUCGGAAGGCGAAACGGGUCCCAAGCUUGUGCCAGACUUUGCCAAGUUGGUCGAAAAGUCUCAGAUUCCCACCAAGCAUCCUACCAUAACUCAGGGACCGAGAAUCAUCUUUUCUAGCACGCCUUAUUCUAUGAAAGAUCCCUUUCCGAGAUCGUGUAUUCAAGUUGACGAAAAGAAUGGACCAAGUUUGAGAAGGCAUUUGGAAGGGCAACUCUCCAAUAUACAUCUAGUUUCUACGAAGGCUGGAUCUUCGUUCAUCGCGGCUCGUUUGAUCGUGAAUCACAUCAAGCUGUUCGGGCCUGGGCAGUCAUCCCUUGUCCAACAGCCGUCGCCUACACCUGCGCCAAUCUCGUUUUUGCUAGGCGCUUAUUUCCAGGACAUGGCACACCAGGGUAGCAGUGGUCUCCUUUCACUAUUCAGAUGGUGUUGCUUGUCAUCGAGGCCACUUAGUUUGCCUGAGCUUCGGGUCGCUUUGGCUCUUGAUGCACUACCUAAGGUCGUUUCCAUCAAGGAAUUGUCACAUACAGAAUACUUAACGCGAUUUGGUUCCGACGAGAGCUUCCAAUCCUGGAUCAAGACUACUUCUUGGGGUCUUCUUGAAGCUGUGACGGUGGGCGGUGAGAAAGUUGUGAAGCCUAUGCAUAACAGCGUGUCGGAUUCCUUUAUCUCAAAGGGGCUGGACAUUCUUUCUUACAAAGCUCAGUCCGCAGGGGCCACUUCCUCUCCUUUCCAGCAGGCUCAUCAUUCCAUCGCCACUUGCCUCCUGCGAUAUCUUACAAUCCUGUCCAAAGAACCAAGAUGGGAGUCUAUGGCUCGAACAAACCCAGCACUCCGACUUGUGGGAUACGCUGCUAGCUGGUCUUAUCACAUCACUUCUGCAGGCUUGGGGAAACCAGAAGCCUCAAAGCUCCUGAAGGUGCUAGCUUGGUCGUCGGAUCAAACACUCAAUGUCUUGGUCAAACUUGGCCUCGGUGAUAUCCAGGGGACACUCUGGACUCAUUUGUUUGCCAUCUAUGGCCAUGCUCACUUCCUGUCAGUCGCUGUUAGAAAAGCUGGAAAUGAUGUCCUUGAUGUGCAGGAUCGCCAAAAGAGGACGCCCCUGCACCUGGCUGCUCGUCAUGGCCACUCGACUGUGACAAAGCAACUUCUCAAAUCGGGAGCAAAGACGAACGCCCAGACAGUUGUCGGGGAUACAGCUCUUCACUUUGCGGUUCUUCAAGGUCAUCAAAGUAUCAUGAAGUACCUGCUUGAGCGUGACCCGAAUUUGAUCACUGUAGCAGAUGGUCAGUCGCAUACGCCACUGUUCUCGGCCGUCUUUCGUGGAAGCUCGUCUGCAGUAAAGCUUUUGAUCGAUAGAAGAGCCGACCUCAGGGCUCUUGACACAUAUGAAACUCCGUCCUACAUCAUGCUUGGCUCAGACGUCAAUCGACAGAAUUCCCAGGGUCGUACCCCUCUACAUCUUGCCAUCGUCGGAGAUCACUCUUCUGCCGUCAAGGCAUUGCUUGACAGUCGUUCUCGAACAGAUAUCGCAGACAAUCUGGGCAGAAGAGCUCUCCACGAGGCAGUUUUGUCAGGUAACAAAGCCUGUACCCAACUUCUGUUGAAGCACAGAGUGGCUGUUGAUGCAAGGGAUAACGAUGGUCAGACGGCACUCUUAUAUGCUAUUCGAGUCCGCCACGGAAGCCUCUUGAAGCUUUUACUUGAGGGCGGUACCGAUAUCAAUGCCAUGGACAAGUAUGGUUCCACAAUGAUCAUGGUUGCUGUUCAAGCGUCUGACGAGAAACUCACGCGAACCCUGCUGGAAAAGAACCCGGAUCUUAGUCGACUAAGUCGCGAAGGACACACCAUCGCUUUCUAUGCCGUUUUCAGAGGAAAAGCAGUAUCCUUUCUGUCCGAAGAAGAACAGUCGAUCGCUUCGUUGCUCUUUAGACGCUAUCAGAAAAGGUAUCAGGUGUGGCAUCCCGAGUGGAAGGAGUGCCAACAAGAGUUCAUGGCCAAACACAGGAAGAAGAAAGACACAAGCAGUAACAUGAAGAGCAAGGCAAAACCUGCCAAGGUUAAGAGCGCCCUUCUGCCAUCCAAAAACGAUGCUGCUCCAAAGUCUCGAAGAUCAUCCAAGGUCCCGUCCAAUAUCGUCUCAAAGACAACCAUCAGUGUUCCUAAAUCUCGAGCUGGUGAGCUUAAGAGACCUCAAGAGGCUCGAGGACCUCCGAAGCCUGCACCACGGAAUGGAGUGCCAAGAAAGCCCCAGAGCCAGAGUCAAUCCCAGAUCCAGAGCCAAGAUAGACCUCAGGUGACGCAUCAGAGAAGCCAGGGAUGCAGCAAGUUAGACCAGUUUCGUCCUUCGCGAAUUAACAACCUCCCCAGGUCCCCAGCGGGAGUGAAAGUGGAAGUGCUUCAGAUGCGAAAGCCAAGGAACAGUCCUCAAAGCGUCCGCAAGUUCCUCUUCUACUUUUCCAGCGAAAACCCCCAUAGUACAAAGAGGAAGUUGAGAUAUUUACAGUUCCCUAACAUCAGGAUCUCCAGCAUCAGGAUCUCCAGCACCUAUCCAGACCGUACAGUCUCAGAAAUCGUAUGUUCCAUAUCCAGGUACGCCCCAAACAAGCCCCGGAGCAAGUCCGGCUUCAACACAGUCGUUGCAGACAUUCCAACCAUUUUCCGUCGGCCAAGCCCAAAAGACUUCUUCAUCCACAGCCCCAGUGCCUCUCAGCCAGUUCGAGAAGAGGUAUUCCGUACCGUCGCUUAA
Molecule: messenger RNA, 3051 nt
Organism: Fusarium verticillioides 7600
Lineage: Eukaryota; Fungi; Ascomycota; Sordariomycetes; Hypocreales; Nectriaceae
Exons: 3
Coding region: 1-3051 (1016 amino acids)
Cellular component (GO): cytoplasm; nucleus
Molecular function (GO): protein binding
Source: RefSeq, a predicted model, not a curated record